Aspergillus glaucus CBS 516.65 is the source of this 922-nucleotide messenger RNA. RefSeq lists its product as uncharacterized. The transcript is spliced from 4 exons. The record is from RefSeq and is a predicted model, not a curated record. Bases 210 to 836 code for a protein of 208 amino acids. Lineage: Eukaryota; Fungi; Ascomycota; Eurotiomycetes; Eurotiales; Aspergillaceae.
GUAGGUACUGAGAAAAAGAAAAUGGUAUGAACGGGAGUAGUAGACAACAAUGAAGAACUGCUAACGCUGUGUAUCGUAAAAACUAAUGAUCAGUGAUGGUCAAAUUUGGCGACUUACGUGUGGCUAACCUCGAAUUGAGAAGAGUGUAUGGCAGUGAGAUGCGAGAAUGAAACAUACAAACCAGAAAUGCCCGACAGAAAGAUGCUGUAAUGCAGUGCACUUCGCACAUGCAAGGAAUCCCCCGCCGGAGAGCUCCAGAUGCGCUCGACCGCACAAGGAGAAGAAGAGCAUAUUUUCAUUACAGUCCUUCGUUUGUUUCUCUUACAAUGUAUCAAUCAUACAUGAGCAAGCUAGUCCUCCAUAAAUGUGAUACUUUCGACCCGAUGUGUAAAACCAUCGAAUACGAAAAAAGGAGUUCCUGUGGAACAAGUAAGAUGAUCGUUCCAGCCAUAAAAGUCUUCGGCCCCGUCGUUCCGAUUCUACGGCAAAUUCAAACACAGCCCCAAAUCCGUCCGACUCUUCAAGCUCGAAGCUGGGCAGAGGCGACCUUAAAAACAUCCUACACAAACACCAGGUCCUGGUUGAAAAGGGAUGGUCUGCAUACAAGAUAUUCUUUACAGACAUUACACCCAAGCAACCUUUAUCACAACAUACUCACGAGAACAAAGCUCACGUUAACCGGCGGUCUUUCUAUUUUGUUUAGGGCACUAACACCGCCUUCUAUUUGUUCUUCCUCCUCCUCUUCUCCUUACCUCGAGGCAAUCCUUUGUCAAUCGUUUACGUUCUAUUGUUGUAUCGGCUUGGUGUUCCUUUGUUUACCUUUCGAUCUUAGUUGACCUACUAUAUCUCGUCUCUUUCGUCGAUCAUCCGUGUUGUUGGUUGAGUUCCUUGGGCUCCUAACUUCGUGGACAAGGUUCGAGUU